GGACCGAGACUCGCGACCGGUCUUAUCACCUACUCACCGGCAUUCGCAUCGCACUCAGCCGCCGCGCGCGCUCUGCGACGGACGUCUUACGCUUAGUGUUGUCGAACGCUCGACCAGUGACUUGUGAUUGUGAGUGAACCCGAACCGACACCAGUGUUAACACGUGCCGCGCACUGCGCAUCCGUGCUAUAUUUUUAUUGGUUGGAGUUUUCAGUACGCAGCCGUUUCACGUUUAUUAAAAAGCAAAACGGCUGAUCUGUCAAAAAUUGUAAACAGAACACACGUGCCGACUCGCAACACGCGAGAGGCCAAAAUGACGACAAAAGGAAAGCGUCCUAUGCGCGCACUCACCCCAGGGGAUAAAAUUGAGGCAAUACAGCGUGUCAAUGAUGGCGAAUCAAAAGCAUCUGUUGCACGCGACAUUGGCGUGCCGGAGUCUACUCUCCGCGGCUGGUGCAAGAAUGAAGACAAACUACGCUACAUGUCCUCUCGCAUGUCUUCACCAGAUACGGACAAAAGUAACGACGGAGAGACUCCCGAAAAGCGAGCACGCACCGAAUCUCCAGCUGCUGCACCGCGUUCACCUGCCGCGACUGGUCUCGAUCUUUCCAACCCAGCCGUUGUAACACACAGCGCCCCACCACCGACCGCGCCGACCGACUCGCCGGUUGAACUUACAACCAAACGAAAUGAUCCUCCUCCACCGCAACACACGACCCGUGAGCGUCGCCCAGAUCCAGGCGCGAGUGUCUCAAUGAGCGCUAUUAGUCCUUUAUCAGGGCUCAGUCACUUGCCUGGACUUGCACACUCACAUUUAGGAUCGAGUUUCAGUGAAAUUGCAACUAAUCUUACACUACUUGCGCAACUCAAUCCAGGCUUGGCCGCAUUAGCAUCUCAACCCGCGAGCCGUGCGUUACGAUCUGUGCGAACCCCUAAACCGGCACACAACGGCAUGCUCAAUUUAAAUGAGACAAGGCAUCGCAGCAGAUCAAACCACACGUCAGAUCUCUACAGGCACAGUAGUUCAAAAUCGAGUCAGCCUGGUAGUUCUCAAGCAUCGUCUAGUCAACCAGUAGAUGAGACAUUGUGGUAUUGGCUAAAGACUCAACAAGCUAUGCUUGACUUGACACAAACGGCAGCGACGUAUCCGCUUCAAAUAGGGAAAGCCAGCGACCCGACCUUACAAACGAAACCAGUCGCUCCCGCAUCUGUUGUCCCUGCACAUUUAGAUUACAACAGAAGUUCAUGGCUAUGGCAAUAUUACAAACAAUUCGGCGGUGCAAUGCCUUUGCCCGAAGAUAAAUUAAGGUCCGCUUCACAAGUGCCAAAAGACCAAUCCGCCGAUAACAUACUUUAUUCACACUUAACUAAGGGGAAGACUGAGAAUAGCAGAGCAUCAAGUAGCCCCGUACAAAACCAAUCACUAACAGCAGAAGUUUGCCAAACUAUUACUUCACCUCGAGAACCAUGCGUAGCCGAGCCACCUAUAAGUCCAGAAGUCGAAGUCGAAAAUAAGGAACCCGCUACAGAAAAACCUAUCGACAGUGGCAGAAGUCAGACUAAAGUAAGAAAUGUUUUGGACAACCUGCUGUUCAACAGUGGCAAUCAGGCGUCAGCGGAAGAAAUUAAGACCAUUGGGUCUACAAACGGCGAAAGGGAAUUGUGCACCGCAGAGGCGCUCGAGCACGGUGACAAGUUCCUCGCAUGGCUGGAGGCCAGCAGCGACCCCAGCGUGACCCGCAUGCACGUCCACCAACUGCGCUGCUUGCUGCACAACCUGCGCACGCGCCGCGCCGUGCCCGCCGCGCCCACCGAGACACCGCGACGCAAAUAAUCGCCCGGGAAUAUCGCGUUUGCUACAGGGAAUAUUUCAAUUACGUGUAAAUGUUCGUGUGAUGUAAAAGACGCCAGUAAUAAUAAGUAAGCAGUCAGUAAGUCUCUUGUGAUAUGUGUAGCCAAAUUUGCGUAUUUUCUUUGUUCUAAAAGGAAAGCUAUGCAUUGUAUCUUUUAAUUUUAGUCUCUAUUUAGAAAAUAAGGUUUAAAGUCAGUCGCUGUUCUCUUUAAAGCUUUUUCGAGUGACUGUGACUAUAUAAUAGUUAAUCUAUUUUCGAGUUUAUAUCUAAAUUAAGACCAACUUCACCAGUUGCUAAUAAAGUUUUAGAUAGUUAUCUGAUACAUAAAAUUAUCUGACAGAACAGUUUCUUGUUUUUUUUUUUUUCAACAAUAAUACUCCACAUUGUCUGUCAGAUAUAUCAAUUUGCAACCUUAAGUUCUGGUUUUUGUCAAACCAAGUAUAGACCGAUAGGCUAUCGGAUACUUUAUCGGCAGGAGGUGAAACAGGCCCUUAAUGUGACACACAAAUACGAUUAUAUAGUUAUCUUUGUAAAUGAAUGUUAUUGAUCGACAGACACCUUACUUUUCGAUGCACGCAAAUUGUUACGUGAUUAGUCUAAUUGUAAUUAGAACCGCUGUACUCGUAUGUCGCAAUUCAAUUAUUACAUUCCUAGCUGAACCCUAUUAACUAGACGAACCCUAUGUUCUACCUCAAGUCAAGCAUGGCUAAUGCUAAGUCACGGCGUCUUUCAAUAGCCGCCGAUACCGCGAGCACGCUCGUCAAUCGGCGUUCCGAUGGAUGUCGUGCAUCAUACCAAAUAUUGAAAGGAUGCGUUCUUGUGUGCCAAUCAUGCGGACAAGGUAUAUUGUUAAGAUAAUUUAUGAACAAUGUGUUAGAGAUAGAUAUUCGUGUAAUUGUUUUCUAUUGCUCAGUAUUUUAUAUUGUAGACAUUGUCUAUGUCUCGACUCGGAAUUGUACUAUAUGUUAAAGUUAACAUUUAAGAACUCUGUGAUCAAAAUUAUAAAUUAUUGAGAGAUUAUUAAUAAUAUAAGUACAUUCCUAAUUAACAGAGUGUAUUAUUGUAAUGUUAUGAUAAUUGUCCAAUGAUUUAACGGUUGUCUGACAGGUGCCAAGUGGCAACUUAGCAAACUUUAAAAUUCCUUUUCACUGAAGUUAGUAAAGUUUAUUUGCCUUUCGUGUUACAUAUUAGCUCCUCUGACAAAUUGUUUCAGAAAAUAUUUUGUACAAAAUACAAAAUGGAAUUAAUAUGAUACUACUCUUACACAAAAUGUAUUGUUCUAAAAAAAUGUUAAAAAAUAAAAUUUGAUUGAAGUA
Messenger RNA from Melitaea cinxia (Glanville fritillary), 3169 nucleotides. RefSeq names its product protein distal antenna (gene dan). Gene Ontology annotation, molecular function: DNA binding. The coding region runs from base 314 to 1834 and encodes 506 amino acids. NCBI's taxonomy places the organism in Eukaryota, Metazoa, Arthropoda, Insecta, Lepidoptera, Nymphalidae. The transcript is spliced from 2 exons. The record is from RefSeq and is a predicted model, not a curated record.